AUGCCGCCAAAAGCAGAUUGGGACAAAUAUGUUGCUCCUGCAGAGGAUGACGAAAAAGAACAAGAGAAAAUUGUCCCCUUGUCUGAAAGUGAUAUACAAGUUUUGAAGUCGUAUGGAGCAGCACCCUAUGCAAGAUCCAUCAAGGAUAUUGAAAAGGAUUUGAAGGAUAUCGAGGAGAGGAUAAAGGAGAAUAUCGGUAUUAAGGAAAGUGAUACCGGUUUAGCUCCGCUGCACCUCUGGGAUGUUCUUGGUGACAAACAAAGAAUGCAAGAGGAACAAUCUUUACAAGUUGCCAGGUGUACAAAGAUUAUUGAAGUUACUGAGCAAGCCACUCCAAGUUCUGGAUUGCAAAAUGCCGAUACAAAAUCAAAAUAUGUUAUAAAUAUAAAACAAAUUGCCAAAUUUGUUGUAGGAUUGGGGGAAAGAGUAUCGCCAACUGAUAUCGAAGAAGGAAUGAGAGUAGGUGUUGAUAGACAUAAAUAUGAAAUCCAAUUACCAUUGCCACCUAGAAUUGAUCCUUCGGUCACAAUGAUGACAGUGGAGGAAAAGCCGGAUGUCACAUAUAGUGAUGUUGGAGGUUGUAAAGAGCAAAUUGAGAAAUUGAGAGAAGUUGUUGAACUACCAUUGUUGAGUCCCGAGCGAUUUGUCAAGUUGGGUAUUGAUCCUCCAAAAGGUAUACUAUUGUAUGGACCACCUGGGACCGGGAAAACCUUAUGUGCCAGGGCAGUGGCAAAUCGAACAGAUGCAACAUUCAUUAGAGUUAUUGGCUCCGAGUUGGUACAAAAGUAUGUUGGAGAAGGUGCAAGAAUGGUGAGAGAGUUGUUUGAAAUGGCCAGGACCAAAAAGGCUUGUAUAAUUUUUUUCGAUGAGGUUGAUGCUAUAGGAGGAGCUAGAUUUGAUGAUGGUGCAGGUGGAGACAACGAAGUGCAAAGGACCAUGUUAGAGUUGAUUACGCAAUUGGAUGGAUUCGAUCCAAGAGGAAAUAUCAAGGUUAUGUUUGCCACUAAUAGGCCAAAUACAUUGGACCCAGCUUUAUUGAGGCCAGGAAGAAUUGAUAGAAAAGUUGAAUUUUCACUACCUGACUUGGAAGGGCGUGCUAAUAUAUUUAGAAUUCAUUCCAAAACCAUGAGUGUUGAAAAGGAUAUAAGAUGGGAGCUUAUAUCGCGGUUAUGUCCGAAUGCCACGGGUGCUGAAUUGAGAUCAGUAUGUACAGAAGCAGGAAUGUUUGCAAUCAGAGCUAGGAGGAAAGUUGCAAACGAAAAGGACUUUUUAAAAGCCGUGGAUAAAGUUAUCAAGGGCAACUUGAAGUUUAGUUCCACAAGUGAGUAUAUGCAAUAUAAUUGA
This is a messenger RNA of Lodderomyces oxycetoniae, 1344 nucleotides long. It is a transcript of the gene RPT1, whose product is annotated as proteasome regulatory particle base subunit. The record is from RefSeq and is a predicted model, not a curated record. Gene Ontology annotation, molecular function: ATP hydrolysis activity; proteasome-activating activity; ATP binding. Gene Ontology annotation, cellular component: proteasome regulatory particle, base subcomplex. Bases 1 to 1344 code for a protein of 447 amino acids. The transcript has a single exon. Gene Ontology annotation, biological process: proteasome-mediated ubiquitin-dependent protein catabolic process. Lineage: Eukaryota; Fungi; Ascomycota; Pichiomycetes; Serinales; Debaryomycetaceae.